This is a messenger RNA of Brachypodium distachyon (stiff brome), 926 nucleotides long. RefSeq lists its product as uncharacterized. The coding region runs from base 180 to 605 and encodes 141 amino acids. The record is from RefSeq and is a predicted model, not a curated record. Lineage: Eukaryota; Viridiplantae; Streptophyta; Magnoliopsida; Poales; Poaceae. The transcript is spliced from 5 exons.
GCUCCCUGGAUAAAUACCAUAGAGCCCUCUACCGAACGAACCCCAGCCGGAACUUUUACCCAACCCUCCUCCUCUCCGGACUCCGGCCAGCCGCCCUCGCCCUUCCCUCGCCGUCCUGCUCCUCCGCCUCCUCCGCAGGGCCUUGUUAAGUGAAGAAUCUUCAUUCAUUUUUGGGUGACAUGGGUAUGGAACACUGGAUGAGUGCUUUGAAUCCUCCAUCAGGUCUCGGGCGACACGGGGAUGGAACAAUGGAGGAAACGAAAGAGCUGCAAAAGCAGACGGGAGAAACAACUAUGGAAGCACACCAAAGCACAGAGAGCAGGGAUGUAGCGAUCAGAUGUCCAAUACCAUGCAAAAGCAGAAGGCCAUACAUGGAAUAUGAUUUGAGAAAUGCACAAGAUCUCUCUGAUCUCAUUGUGAGUAAGGCUUCUCCUCCAUACUUUAUGGGAUCUCCGCCAGUUCGUGCAACCAAUCCUAUUGUCCAUGAUAAACAAUUCCGUGCAUGGAAGGUACAGAGCAUAGAUCAGUCACUAGGCGUUCCUAUACCAACCAAGGGUUACAGUGUUGGUUACCGUGCGAACGAAGGAUCACCCUACAAGCCUUGAAGCUACAUUUAUCAGUUUCAUGGCCACUUGGAGACCCACCGCGAAGUUGUAGUUGUAACUCUAGUUCUCAAGUCCAAACUGUACAUAUGAGUCAUCAACCUUAGAACCUGUUGUUUCCGAGGUUUUUUUGUUCCAUGUCAUUGCAGAGUUCUGUAUAUAUCUCUGUUAAAUUUUGUCGGCGGUGAGGCUAGUUUUGGCAAAUAAUGUUGUCAAACUCUGUUGUUGAGAAAUAAGGUACCUGAAUGAAAAUCACUGUGGUUCCUUAGUUUCUAAUUGCCUGUCAAACUGUGCUAGAUGUAUUAUUGGAAUUUUGUUUUGCCU